AUGAAAGGCAAGCGCGAAGUAAAGCCAUUGACUUUACUUUGGGUCAUCGUCGAGGGAUCACCAACCAGUGUAGAAAAAUAUCUUGAAAAGAAAUGUUUUAUGACCUUUGGAGCGUAUUUCCAUAAUCAAGGCAAUUCAUUUAUUUGCCUGUUUAGAGCUUUGCUCGCGAAAUUUGGCUGA
Molecule: messenger RNA, 180 nt
Organism: Clunio marinus
Lineage: Eukaryota; Metazoa; Arthropoda; Insecta; Diptera; Chironomidae
Source: the annotation of a GenBank genome assembly